Molecule: messenger RNA, 759 nt
Organism: Laetiporus sulphureus 93-53
Lineage: Eukaryota; Fungi; Basidiomycota; Agaricomycetes; Polyporales; Laetiporaceae
Exons: 4
Coding region: 1-759 (252 amino acids)
Source: RefSeq, a predicted model, not a curated record
AUGACACCAUAUUGCAUGCUCAAGAGGAGCUCCGUCUCCGGGAAUCUCGUUCGAGCAAAGCCCCCACAAGCUAGCUCACAAGGCAUCACAGCUGAGCAUGACCAACAAGAACGCAAGGUUAGCCUCUGGCUCGAAGGCAUUCCAAAAGACGCGCUCACCCCAUUCAUUCCACCUCACCCCGUUCAUCCCUACGCUACAUUCCCCGCCAUUGACGUCCUCAAUUUCGCACUCUCAAAGAGCUAUCACCCUCGCGGAAUUCACGAAAAUCCUAAAGGAACUCUCCCCGAGAACAUCGCACCAACUGUAUACGCUACUAUUCAGCGAUACAAAGUCUUGCAGCAGCCACAUAUUGCGGCAAAGUUCACAGAGGAGCGCAUCGCUAUCAAGCUUUGCGUAGGACUAGGGAAGAUUUCCUUCAAGGGGAUCAAUAAGGAGCAGGAGCGCGUAGGAAAGGAGAUAGUAAAAUACGCAAUCGGCUUUAUAUACGAGAACUAUAUCGUGGACUUCUAUCGUCCGGCGCAGAGACAGCUAACAGUCAUCUGCACCGCGUAUUUCAUCUAUCAACCUCUCGUCACCAAUUGGCAACAAGUACUCUACCACUACACGGUACAAGUACACGGCUACACCACCUACUCGGCACCAUUCCGGCUCAUCCCUGAUCUUGAGAAAGAGCGAGAAUAUUGGCACUACCGAGCUGAAGCUCUACGAGAGGAGUUAGAAGAAGAAGGACUCAUCGAGGAGAACCCCGAGCCCUUCUAA